Messenger RNA from Fundulus heteroclitus (mummichog), 3109 nucleotides. Its product is annotated as indian hedgehog B protein. NCBI's taxonomy places the organism in Eukaryota, Metazoa, Chordata, Actinopteri, Cyprinodontiformes, Fundulidae. Gene Ontology annotation, molecular function: patched binding; calcium ion binding. The transcript is spliced from 4 exons. Gene Ontology annotation, biological process: intein-mediated protein splicing; cell-cell signaling; smoothened signaling pathway. The coding region runs from base 498 to 1802 and encodes 434 amino acids. The record is from RefSeq and is a predicted model, not a curated record.
CCCAAUUCCCUUCAAUUCAACUGGAAAGCUGCAGCUUUUCGCAUGAGGAGACAGAGCUGGGCAUCGAGUUAAAAGAGCGCACACGGGGCUGGUGUUCUUUCAGAUUCCCUGGUACACAAGAAAGAGGAGGGCAGAGAAACCACAACACUGCAACUUGGAUGUCAGCAGCCGCACUCUCUCUCUUUAACUCUCACACCCACCAAAUCGACUUUGAACCUGUUUGUUUAAAUACACAGACUUUACAGCCUGCACACUUACUGCUGAUUCAGUCAGGCAGUUCAGAGCGGAGUUCCUCUAAUCUGCAGGCGUAAAAAGAAAAGCUUUUUUUUUGGUAUUCCUAUGGUGCCUCAUGGAGACAAGGGGAUGACCUUAUUUCAUCCAACAUUUUACGCUGCGGUGCAUUAUUUUUCACGGACAAAUGGAAACUGAACCGGAGAGGCACUGAAGACAUCUCUCUCUCUCCCCCCGGGAGAGUCCUCCCUCCUUUCCCCGGGGCGAUGCGGAUCUCCUUCCUCCUUCUCGCAGCCUCUCUGUGCGCCUCUGUCCUCCUCCUCGCACCUGUCACGGAGGGCUGCGGGCCGGGGAGGGGAUACGGCAAGAGGCGGCUCCCCAAGAAGCUCAUCCCGCUCGCCUACAAGCAGUUCAGCCCGAACGUGGCCGAGAAGACCCUGGGAGCCAGCGGGCGACCCGAGGGGAAAAUUACGCGCAACUCCGAACGCUUCAAGGAGCUCACACCGAACUAUAAUACAGACAUAAUCUUUAAAGAUGAGGAGGACACGGGCGCAGACAGGCUCAUGACUCAGCGCUGUAAAGACAAGCUAAACUCUUUGGCCAUCUCUGUGAUGAACAUGUGGCCAGGUGUGAAGCUGAGGGUGACCGAGGGUUGGGACGAGGACGGUCAUCACUCAACAGACUCGCUGCACUAUGAGGGCCGUGCUGUCGAUAUAACCACCUCAGACAGGGACAGACAUAAGUAUGCCAUGUUGGCCCGCUUGGCUGUAGAAGCUGGAUUCGACUGGGUCUACUACGAGUCCAAAGCCCACAUUCACUGUAGCGUCAAGUCAGAGCACUCUGUGGCAGCCAAAACUGGAGGAUGCUUCCCCGGCGAUGCUCGUGUCAUCGUCGAAGGCGGGCGGACCAAACAGAUGCGUGACCUCCGCCCCGGUGACCGUGUCCUGGCAUCCUCCUCAACAGACAUUAAUGCUCCGCUGCUCUACAGCCCCAUUGUGUCCUUUCUGGAUCGCCAGCCGAACGCUACGAGGACUUUCUAUGUUAUCGGGACGAACGGAGGACAUAACAUUACCCUCACGGCUGCUCACCUGAUCUUUGUCACAGACUGUGCCACCAGACCGAGCAGUUCAGGGCGGGAAGAAAUGUUCCAAGAAACCAAGCCUUUUGGUUCCAUGUUGCAGAGGAGGGCGCAUGGGGCAGGUAUGAAGACAGUUUUUGCCAGCGAAGUCCAGCCUGGACAGUGUGUGUUUACAUCGUCUGGUAGAUCAAACUCACAUCCAAGACUCUCAGUUGUGACCUUUGUUGAGGAACAGACAAGCACUGGGUUAUAUGCCCCUCUUUCCCAGCAUGGGUCUAUAGUGGUGAACGGCGUGUUAGCAUCUUGCUACGCUGCCGUGGACAGUCAUUAUUUGUCCCACUGGGUCUUGGCUCCAUUAAGACUCGUUUACAGAAUAAUAGGACCCUCACAAGUGCAGAAUGACGGGCUGCACUGGUACCCUUGGAUUCUGCAAAAGCUGGGGAAAGUGCUUCUUGGCGCUGAACACUUCCACCCCUGGGGCUUUGAUCAGUGACACAAAAGAGAGGAAGAGGGAGAAGUUUCAGGAUGAUGGCAUCUUUUAUUCACCUGCAUGCAGGUUCACAAUGAAGAAAAGCACAAACAUAUUUAGAAGAAAUAUAUAUUUUGUACUCACUCCAAGUGCCUGUAUUUGCUGUACUCCAGUAAAUCUCCUACAUAUGCUGUUGUGUAAGGCAUUAAGAAAGGAAUGAUUUGAGUUUGCAAUAAUAUCAGAAGACUGACAACUAAAGCUCUUAUUCAACUAAAACAGGUCUUGUCAUUCAUGUUUAAUUCUUACUGAAGACAAUUCCCCAUUUGUGUGUUCUGUUGACAUUUAAAUAUAAUCCCCAUUUUGUGAGACUGAAAGGAGAAGGUGAGUACAGAAAUAUUUGAAGAAAAGUAAGAGAAAGAUUGAGAAACAGUUUAUGCAGUUGUAGAGUUUUUUUCAUGUAAAUAGGUAUUUAUACACUUACAACCAGAUAGGAAUAAAAUACAGUUUCGUUCAAGAAUUCUCUUUCUUCACUCUUUUUCAAAUCUAAACUUUUCAUUUCAGGGAUUUUUAAGUCAACAUUGCAUGAUGCAGAUCAGUGAUACACAGAUUUGCAAAGUAGUUGGCAGGGAAUGAUGGUGUAUACAAAAUCAGAAAAAAUCUCUUCCCGAAUAGAUACUUUAAAAACAUCUUUUCACUUGUUUAUUCCAUCAGCUUUCAAACAACUUGUCUAUCUCUGUCUUAUCCACAUGUUUCAUUUACAAUUUUUAUGUUUUUUAUCAGGUGUAUUAUUGAAGAGAUUAGUUUUUAUGGUUUGAGGGUGUCACUUUUCAGGUCAGUAAUAUGACUCAGGCUCUAUUCAACUACUGUAUUAAUUAUGUUUUAGGCAUCUUGUUAAAUGGCAGUAUAUAUUUCAAUUAGUGGGUUGAAAAGAGUUUCUAAUUUAAUAAUGGCGAUAUUAUGCUAUUUUUGUGCUAAUUUCCUUUUUUAAAACACCCACAUUGGAGUAGGAAAUUGUUAUCAUAAACAAUAUACAUUUUAUGGAAGGCUGUAUAGAAAUGUUCAAAUCUCUAAUAUAUAUUUCAGAUUACCUAAACUGUCUUUCGUUGACUUUAGAAUGCUUAAUGACAAGACACAAUGCAAUUAUUUUGUAACUCCAAGGCAUUUUUCUACAUGACUGCUCAGAAUACUGUCAAAUAUGUAUAUUAAAGCUGUUGGAGAAACUAUUUAAAGAUCUAUUUUUAGAAAAUUGUUGUAUUAUUAUUAUUGUUAUUAUUUUUGGCAACUUUGUUUAUAAAUUUUGUAUUUGACACAUAAAAGUUUUAAAUAAUUAA